AUUUAAAUACAAUUUUGAUAAUAGUAAAAUGUAUUAUGUGAAGUUUUGAAAUUAGACAUGUAAACAAAUGUUAAAAGACUCACUCGUUUCGAUAAAUAUACUUUCUGUAAAAGUGUGUAAAAAUUACAAUAAAAUUACAAUAGUAAAAUGUUUAAAGUCUUACUUGUAACGAUAUGUAUACUUGAUUCAAAUACAAUAAUGAUAAUGGUAUGCUAUUUUAAUUUUCAGUUAAUAUAGUUUCAAAAUUACAGUAUUAAAAUGUUUUAAGUCUUACUUUUUCAAAUAGAUGAGGAGCUUGAUAUUGGAAAUAACCCUUUACACAUUGAGCGUUACCAAAGUGUCCUCUCCAGAGGUUUUGAAAUAGAUAACUCUGUAAGGGUGAACGUAGUUGGGAAUUUUGCACAAGGGAAAACCUCCUUAACACAAUCACUAGUUAGAAAGACUUGUCACUCUGUUCAAAGCACAAAUGGAGUAGAAAUCAAUCACUGCAAAUAUUGUGAAGUAAAUGGUGUUGUGACGUUAUUCCAAACAACUACGCCACAAGAUAUGGACAUUAUCGAUCGCAUUGCUGAAGCCGCUAAGAAUGAGGAGCCAACAGAGAAUACUGGACGUUCUUUAGAUUUUCAAGAACGCGCAUCACAGUCUGAAAAUAUAGAAGUUAUUGACAGUGCAUCACGAAUUUUGUAUAGAAAAACACAAGCGGAAAGCACGGAUAAUACUAGAAAAAAUACAAAAUCAUCUUUGACACCGGAAGAAGUACAGAAAUUUUCGACUCUCCUGAAAUAUAAACAAUUUGCGCGCGGUGUAGAUGGAAAUUUUGAAAUAUGGGAUUUUGCUGGCCAGUUUGUCUUCUAUGCUACUCACACCAUAUUCCACAGCAAUCGCGCUGUGUAUUUAUUGGUGUUUGACUUAUCAAAACCAUUGUCGAUGGUUGUAUUAGAUACUGAAUAUCCUAUGGAAACAGGUGACAAAACAAUGGAAUAUUUCAUUAAGUUUUGGAUGAACUCCAUUCAUUCAUAUGUCGGGUCAGACGACGGUUCAAAUCCGCCGGUUAUUCUUGUCGGAACGCAUAAAGAUAAAUUAUUAGGAACGGAAAAUGAAAAAAAUCAACAUGCAGAAGAAUAUUUUGAAAAAAUAAGAACAUUUUUUGAAAACACACCUGUUCUCAAUCAUAUUCAUACAAAAGAUUUUGUAGUCAAUAGCACUGAUCCCGACGACAAGGAAAUUGAAGAACUGCGAAAUGCAAUAAUACAUAUAAGAGGACAUUCUAAACUCAAAGUUCCUGCAAGAUGGAUAGCCCUUGAAAAAGAAUUAGUACAGAUAAGAUACAAGAAGAUAAUUCCAUUUAGCAAAGUAGUGGAAAUCGAUUCACAAAGUGACUUUCCGCUAAAGGAAGAAGAAGAAAUCAAGUUGUUCCUAUUAUAUCACCACAGGAAAGGCACAUUGUUUUUCUUUGACGAAGAACCGAUAUCACGAUACGUUGUACUAAAUACACAAUUUCUCGUUGAUGCGUUCAGGUGUAUUGUGACAUCAGAGAGAUUUUGCAGAAAAGAGCCACAAUAUCGCAGCCUUUGGAAACUUUUACAAAACGAAGCAAAACUGACAAUAGAGCUAAUUGAGAAAUGUUUUGAUUCCGAUAGUGAGUUAUCCAAAUUUAAGAAUGAAAUUUUGAUGUUUAUGCAAAGGCAUUACAUUAUAUCUGAAGUUUCAGGUUUCGACGAGAAAACUGGGAAAUCUAAUCCUCUCGGUUGGUUUAUUGUCCCUAUUUUUCUAAGAAACCACAGUGAUAACAAGACACUUAAAGAGUUCCUUUCAGGAAAGAAGCAGACAUCUUUAAGGUUUCUGAUGGCAUUUCAAUACUCCCCUGUUGUACAAAUUGUAUACUGUCGUCUUAUUGCCGCUAUGGUAGCAAGGUGGCCAGUUGUCCAAAUAGGCGUAUCACAACAAAAAAAGGAAUUCAUGCUGUACGAAAAUUUAGGAGUCUUUAGAUUGGACAGCCAAAAUGCUGGAGCUGUUGAACUACAACAAAACAGAAUUGAAAUGCGUGUCAUUAGCCUUUGCACAUCUCGAAAUGUUAACAACAUUACAGCAGACAAGUUCAGACGCUUUGCAGAGUCAGUGGUCACCAGUGAAUUCAAUAAACUGCGAGAUUCAUCGACUCUUCAAGGUAAGCCGUUCCAGACAUGUUUUAGCUGCAACGAUGAACGCCAUGGUCUAAUUGGAGGCCAAACAAUCUUCCCAUUUGAAACCAUUGAUGGCAAAAGCAUUGAACCCUGCCUUGAUAUGCCUGCCAAUCAUGAUAUUCACGCACCGCAGGCACUUUCUGAAUGGUUUAAAGACAUCUCUACGAUAGGACUUUCAGAGGACUGUCAGUUUGAUAAAAAAAAAUUGAGCGAAAUAGCACAAUUAAUUGGAUACAGCUGGGAGCUUCUUGGGGCUAAACUUGGUCUGAGCAAUGCAGAAAUCAAUCAAGUGUCAAUGGACAAUCAAACUAGCAGUAUGCGGAUCUACAAUAUGCUGCUUAAAUGGGUAGCUAAGCAGCAGGAAAAUGCCACCGUCAAUACUCUUAUUCAAGCUAUGCAAUCAACCAAGUCGCUUACCGUUGAAUGGGAUGAAGUGAUGAAUAUUGUUGAGCAAAUACAAUCCACACGAGAAAUUAUCACACAUCUUUGAAUGUGUCCUCUGUGAUCAACAUUCCAAAUCGACGUAAUACUUUAACAAUACCGCCGCGUAACAUAUUUGCAAAUGCAGCAUUAACUGAUUUAACUAUACGCUUUUUUCUAUUACAAUUUAUUGUUCAAGAUCAAGAAGUUUUUACGUUCCAUUGUCGGAGUUAAGGAACUGAAGAUCCAUAUAGGAAAACAACAUGUUGUUGAAAUUCAACAUUUAUAAAAACCAAUGUGAUAAAAGCAUAUUUUUUCUUUGUAAUUGGUUUUCACAUAUUUUGAUACCUAUAAAAACUUACAAGGAAAGUUACACUAGCAUAAACGAAUAGAGUUCUAGUUAUUAUGGAACAAAAUUAGUUUACUUGUGAAGAAACAACGACAUUGAAAACAUUGAGAAUGAUGUACAAUAUAAAUACUUACGGACAUUGCCUAAAAUACACACAAAAUACACGCAAGUCAUGAAGCACUAAUAUGACGGUAAGAAAACCUUACUUUAUGUUAGGGACAAAGACGGUACCGGACUUUUUUUCUUGUUGGAUCCCAUCUGUGAUGUACAUUAUCUAACGUUUUUAUCCGAUACUGCUCUGGGCAUGAAAAAAAAUAUAUGCACCUUUCAGUCAUAAACUUUAUUCAGUAAACUAUUCUUAUAGUCAACUCACAUUCAAAAUUUUCAUUUUUUGUCAUUAUAUCAGAAGCUCCUUGCAUAUAAGAAAUGUGUUCCUUAUAGCAGACGCUUUCAUUGGGAACAAAAUCAUUUAUAAUAAAUUUAAUUUUUAUAAUCAUCUUCCUUUCUGAUGAAGAUAUGUUUUUAUAUCAUCUGAGAUGAUUGCUAUCUCAUUCUCAUAACUUUGUUUACACAUAGAAAAUACGUAUUAAUUUAUUCGACUGUUACUUUGAAAUGACUAACUUGAUGCACAAAAUGUAUUCAUAAAACAAAGCCACUUAAAAUGAAUGAGUUAUAUUUUUUAAAAAUACAAAUACAUAUAUAUGAUAAUAUCAACAUGAUAUACAUAGAUAAAUAUCAGUGUUAAAUUUCGGAUAUAUCUUACUGGUAUUUGUCAUAGUUUUCUGCACAUUUGCAAUGUUUUUUUAAGAUAUUUUGCUAUGAACAGCGUCGUCAGUCUAUAUAUAUUGCAACAGAUUGUUAAGUUUCCUUGCGUUUAUUUCUCUACUAUUUAUUGUUUUCUUAAAUAUGAGGGAACUUCACUUUUUAUAUGCUUCCAACUUCAGCACAGUGUUUAUUUGUUUCAUUUUUUUAUUAAUGUGACAUAAUGCUUAUUCAAAUGGAAUACAAAAGUUUAAAGAUAAAUUGAAUAAACAUUUAAACUCAAUAUUUGAUAACAUAGAAUGAAUAUGAAGUAACAAUGUACUAAUUUUCAAUGCUGACUAUGGCAAAUCUGUUCACAAUUAGUAAAUACAUGUAUGGAAAUGAUUUAUUUGAAACGUUAACAGCCAACUCUAUCUGUUUUAUGUAUCAAAAUGAUUGAACUCAAUUUAAAUGACAUUUUAAAGCAAUCUUUGUUGUGAGUAGUUUAUUUUGAUGAGUGUUUAAUGUGUAAUCAUUUUUUCACUUUGACAAAGGUUUUUGUUUAUAUGCUUGUACAUAGCUAGCACAUAUUGUAAUUUGGCAUAAUUUAGUAUUAUACAGUUGCAUUAUUUGUCGAGGUCAAUGUAUAUGUAGAUUUAUUUGUUACUCGAUUUAAUCUCACUAAAAGUCACUGUUCAAAUUCGAAGAAAUAUUCACUCACCACAGCAUAGGUUUUGAAAAUAAGAUAUUAUGUUGAACACCUAGCUUUUAGAUUUUUUAAAGUGAAACAAAUUAAAAACAUAAUUUUACCAAGAUUUUUUUUUAAUCUAACAAAUCCCAAAAAUUAAUAUGCGCCAAUUUUAAACUGAUCGGAUGAGGGUUUAGUUCCCGAGAUAUACAUAAUUGUUCAUUUUAUUGUAUGUUUAUAUUUAUUUACAACUCCUAGGUUUCAAUAGAGACAGUGUUUUGUUAUUUCUGAUUGAAUAAUGCGGAAAAAUAUGCUAUAAUAUUUGUAAAGUGUUUUGUCCCUUAAAGCAUUUUUUUGUAAAAAAAUACGAGUGUCCAUUAGAUAACUUUUGAAGGAUUUCAAUUAUUCUCCUUUUAUUUAAUAUAUAGAUUUGUUACUUGACUGACUUUAUAUAAGUAUAGGGAAGAGAUGUUUGAAUAAAUGCUAAUUAAAAAAAAGUUUUGUAAUUUUAGAAAAGAUAUGUAUCACCACUUAUACGAUACUUGAUAUACUGCUGUUCACAAUUUAUUUUUGUAUUGAUUGUUUUCUGUAAGGUAAAUAAACAUACUAUUAUUUACUUUAUGCGUUAUAAAACCUUAACUACUUAGUCUUUGUAUCCAUCCUGCAGUCUGACCAAACACUGUACUGCUUUGUAUCAUUGCUACGCUUAAGUGGAUCUAUCGUUAUUUUUUGUUUGACGAAUGGAAAAAAAUGUAAAUUCAUAAUCAUAAAUUGCUUAUUGGUUUUUAAUCAAUCAUUUGUUAUGUAUUUUUGCGGUUUAACACGAGUAUAACCCACUUAUAGGGAAGAGAUGUAUAAAAAGUUUUUUUUAAAGUAUUAUAAUUAAUUUUUGUCUGAGAAGAAAAAGUUAUUUCUCACCACUGAUACGAUGAUUGAUGUACUGUUGAUCACAUUUUUAUUUCUGUACUGAUUGUUAUCUGUAAGAUCGUUUUAAUGUUUGAAUAAACAGGCUACUAUUUACAUUAUACAGUUUUUAGUCUUAACUUGCUAACAAAACUAAUUAGUCUCUGUAUCCAGCCUGCAGUCCGCCCAAACUCUGUACUGUUUUAUAUCUGUACUGUUUUAUACCUUAAAUUGUGAGGAAUUAAUUAUGUCAUUUUGCACAAAUACGUCUAAUGAUUGAAAAUUAAAGUACCUAUGCAGGACAAAUGUUGUAUUGGCUUCUUUAUUUUUUAUAUUUUUCUUGUAUAAAAUGUUUUAAACUUUUCCUUAUAUUCCAAUCAAUUGUUAAUUCUUAAAAGUAAGUUGUUUCAUGUUUGUUUGUCUAUUAUAGAUGUAGAUUGAAUUUGUAUAUUGUGUGUUAUUUCGAAAUACAUAACACGUUUGAUUGUGUAAGUGUAAGCUCAAAAUAAAUAAAUAUUUUCAA
Molecule: messenger RNA, 5807 nt
Organism: Ruditapes philippinarum (Manila clam)
Lineage: Eukaryota; Metazoa; Mollusca; Bivalvia; Venerida; Veneridae
Exons: 2
Coding region: 547-2673 (708 amino acids)
Biological process (GO): signal transduction
Molecular function (GO): protein binding
Source: RefSeq, a predicted model, not a curated record